Molecule: messenger RNA, 1992 nt
Organism: Gigantopelta aegis
Lineage: Eukaryota; Metazoa; Mollusca; Gastropoda; Neomphalida; Peltospiridae
Product: CWF19-like protein 1
Exons: 15
Coding region: 107-1696 (529 amino acids)
Biological process (GO): mRNA splicing, via spliceosome
Cellular component (GO): post-mRNA release spliceosomal complex
Molecular function (GO): hydrolase activity; RNA lariat debranching enzyme activator activity
Source: RefSeq, a predicted model, not a curated record
AUAAAGCAAUGUCUGCGUCCACGAAAAGUUGGUGAUUUUAAAUCAUCUGUUUUAAAUUGAUGCAUCUGAAAACUUUUGUCAAGUAAAUUUUGAUUAAGAAAUUGUAAUGGAACGGCAAAGUUUAAAAAUCCUGGUAAGUGGUGAUGUUGGUGGUCAAUUCACUGCACUGUUCAAGAGGGUGUCCAGUAUACAGAAAAAGAAUGGACCAUUUGAUUUAUUACUGUGUGUUGGUGAUUUCUUUGGAACCAAUGAUGAAGAAUGGGAAGAUAUUGUAUCUGGAAGUAUAAAAGUACCCAUCAGCACCCUUAUUCUUGGCCCCAAUAAACCUGAGCAUACAAAGUAUUUCAGUGGAAAAGAUGGCACAGAACUGUGUGAAAACAUUACCUAUCUUGGUAGUCGAGGCAUGUUCACAGGAAGUUCUGGUUUACAAAUUGCUUACCUCAGUGGAGUGGAGAGUUCCGGUUCCACCUGUGGUCCGACAGAGUUUGACCUGGAGGCUGUGACCUCUCUCACGGUUCCAGUGGCUGGAGACAGCAAAUUUAAAGGAGUGGACAUCCUGUUGACCUCACAGUGGCCUGUGGGAGUCGAAAAAUAUGCUGAUGAUAUUCAAGGGGCAGAUAACUCAGCCACAAGAUCUGCAGCAGUGGCUGAGAUUGCCAGAGUUCUUCGCCCAAGAUAUCAUUUCUGUGGUUUGGAUGGAAUCCAUUAUGAAAGACACCCAUAUAGAAACCACCAGGUGCUUUCAGAGUCCGCUCGCCAUGUGUCUCGCUUCAUAAGUCUGUCCAAAGUGGGAAAUUCUCAAAAGAAAAAGUUUCUAUAUGCAUUCAGCAUCACCCCUCUUUCCAAAAUGGACUCAGUAGAACUUAUAAAACAACCUCAAGAUGUCACUGAGUGUCCAUACAAACCAUCAAGCAAUCUGGCAUAUACUUCGAACUCUAAAGAGGAGCAAUCUACUCAAUUCUUCUACGACAUGACAGUCAAGAAAGAUAACUCUGGACAGAAGAGGAAAUCGGGGUCAGGAGAUUAUUCAGGAGAAAGAAAACGAAAGCCACCUCAACCCACUGGACCCUGCUGGUUUUGUCUAGGCAGUCCUCAAGUAGAAAAACAUCUUGUUGUCAGUGUUGGCACAGAGAUCUACAUUGCACUUGCAAAGGGUGGUUUAGUGCCCGAUCACGUGUUGAUACUGCCGAUUGGCCAUCACCAGUCAAUAGUCUCCGCACCCACAGAUAUCCAAGAGGAGAUCAUUAAGUAUCAGUCAUCUCUGAAGAAGUUUUUCAAGGCGCAGGGAAAAGGUGUGGUAUUCUUCGAGAGAAACUUCAGAACUCAACACCUCCAGAUUCAAGUAGUGCCCAUUCCCGAAGAUACGAUCAUUGAUGCGAAGGACGUAUUUAUGGAUUGUGCCGAGGGUAGCUCCAUCGAGCUGUACGAGAUACCCAAACAUUCCGACCUCAAGCAGAUUGUCCCAGUUGGUGCUCCAUACUUCUAUGCUGAAAUGCCGACGGGAGAAAAGCUGUUGCACAGGAUAUCAAAAUCAUUCCCUCUUCAGUUUGGAAGAGAAGCAUUAUCUCAGCCUGGUCUUUUGAACAUGCCUGAACGAGUUGACUGGAAGAAUUGUGUUUUAUCAAAAGAUGAGGAGUCAGAAAUUGCAGCUUCUUUUAAAACAGACUUUAGACAGUAUGAUUUCAACUUUACAUGACCUGUCAUUAAAUCAGAAAAAUCUGAUGGGUUUGCAAUAUAGGAAGUAUUCAGAAAAUUUUGAAAUCAUUCUUGAAAGAUUUUAUACACUGAAUGUGAAAUUCUGACUGGUGUGGAAUAAUUCACACAUGCUAGGAACAAUUUAAAACUGGACAGAAAAAAGAUUUUAGACGUUGAUAAGGUACAUUUUUAAUUUAUCAAGAGUUAGUUUCAAUACUUUUAUUACUUUGUACAUAAAUAUGUUUUUAGAAAUGUCUUUUUGGAUGUUUUUAAAUAAAUAAACCUAUUUUUGUUAAA